Fragaria vesca subsp. vesca is the source of this 2889-nucleotide messenger RNA. RefSeq lists its product as uncharacterized. Lineage: Eukaryota; Viridiplantae; Streptophyta; Magnoliopsida; Rosales; Rosaceae. The record is from RefSeq and is a predicted model, not a curated record. The transcript has 4 exons. Bases 1 to 2889 code for a protein of 962 amino acids. Gene Ontology annotation, molecular function: ADP binding; protein binding; threonine-type endopeptidase activity. Gene Ontology annotation, biological process: protein maturation; signal transduction.
AUGGCCUCAACCUCCCACACAGCCUCAGCAUCGCUUCCUUCAUCGCCUCGUAGUUGGAAGUAUGAUGUGUUUUUGAGUUUUAGGGGUGUCGAUACUCGGAAAGGUAUUACAUUUGAACUAUUUGAUCGUCUGCAGCACAAAAGAGGAAUUAAAACAUUUAUGGAUGACCAAGACCUUCCAGCAGGGGCUGCUAUUUCCCCGACUCUCCUAGCAGCAAUUGAAGAAUCAAGGUUUGCAAUUGUUGUUUUCUGCCGGAACUAUGCUUCUUCUACUUGGUGCUUGGAGGAACUUGUAAAGAUUUGUCAAUGCAUGGAAGACGAAAACAGAAUUCUUCCACUUUUCUAUCAUGUUGAUCCUAGUGACAUUCGAUAUCAGAAAAGGAGUUUCGAAGAAGCUUUCACUAAGCAUGUAAAAUCUAACAGACACGAAUCAAAGAAGGUGCAGGAGUGGAGAGAUGCUUUAGCAAAAGUGGCAAAUUCUUCUGGGUGGCAUACACAGAAUUACAAGACUGAAAGAGAACUUGCCGAUGCCAUUGUGGACUUUGUGUGCAGUAUAGUACAACCGAUUGAAAUCAUCAUGGGAGAUUUUGAAGUAUUCGAAGCAACAAGGGAAGCCAUGGAGAAGGUUAUGAAAGCACUUGAAGAUGACAAGGUCUCAACUGUCGGCGUGUAUGGAAUGGGAGGGGUUGGGAAGACAACCAUGGUAAAACAUGUGGGUGAUCAAGCCCGCAAAAAUGGGAUUUUUCAUUAUGUGAUCAUGGCUGUCAUGUCCCAAAGCCCUGACUUGACAGAAAUUCAGCACACAUUGGCAGAGCUUCUGGGGAUCGAUUUACAAGGGAAGUCACAAAAAGGAAGAGCCUCUAGAUUGAACAAAGAGAUAAUGAGGAAAAACAAAAUCCUUAUAAUCUUGGACGACAUAUGGGAGAGAAUAGAAUUGUCAAGCAUAGGGAUUCCCAGCUACAAGGAACUUCAAAAGUGUAAUUCCAAAGUCCUAGUCACAACAAGGAUACAGAAUGUUUGUCAUGCCAUGGAGUGCCAAGAAAUGAUCACCCUCAAUAUCCUCUCGAAAGAGGAUUCUUGGACCUUAUUUAUGAGAAAUGCUAGAAGCUCUUUUGAAACAACCAUUUUCAGGGAUGUAGCGAGGAAGGUGGCUAGAGAAUGCUGUGGUCUACCAAUUGCAUUGAUAGCAGUUGCAAAGGCCCUUGGAGAUAAAGACCUGCGGGAAUGGAAAAAGGCAGCUCAAAGACUAAACAAGUCGCAAACUGCCAACCUUGACGAUAAGGGAGAUGCAUCCCAAUGUAUAAAGUUAAGCUAUGAUUACUUGAAAGAUGAGGAUUGCAAGACAUGCUUCUUGGUUUGUAGCCUAUUCCCUGAAGACUAUGACAUCCCAAUAGAAGACUUGUUCAGGUAUGCAAUCGGGAAAGGUGUGUUUCGAGAUGCUGACACAAUCGAAGAAGCUAGAGAAACACUACAUAUGGUGGUCACAUACCUUAAGAAUUCAAGCUUGCUUUUAAAUAGUGACAAAGAACUAUGUGUAAAGAUGCAUGAUGUCAUUCGGGAUACGACCAUGAAAAUUGCACUAUCUGAAGACGGUCACGGUACCAGAAGAAUUGGAGGACAUAUUGUCACAAUACCAUCAAAAGUGUUUUCAAAGUUGCAUAGACUUGAAGAACUUUACAUGCAAUGUGGGUUUUGGGACUGGGGGAGUGAAAUUGAAGGAGGAGGAGGAGAAACCAAUGCUGGCUUUGAUGAGUUGACUAGCUUGCCACUUUUAAGAGUUCUGAAAGUUUGGAUCUCCCAUGCAAAUUGUAUCCCUGAAACUGUUAAACUCAUCCCGAAUUGGGUUCAGUUUGAUAUAUGUAUUGGAAGAAACGAUGAGAUUGUAGUCUCUCAGUAUUGUUAUAAUUCAGUGUGCUUGACACUUGACACAACCAUCACCACAUUACCGGAUUGGUUUGUCUUCGUAGUGAUAAACAAAGCAGAGAAGCUAGAGUGGAUAGAGUGCAAAGGGUUGAUUGAUUUUUUUGUGGAAUAUGAGAGUGGGAGGUUAGACAGACUGGAUUUUUGUGUGGAAUAUGAGCAUGAGAGGUUAGACAGACUGAAGUAUCUCUCUAUAACUGGUUGCGAUGAGGACUCAAAAGAGUUGAUGAACACAACUACAUGGGUUCCGAAAGAGCCUGUGUUUGAGAACUUGAAAGACUUGCAUCUCAGUCAAGUAAAUUUCAUGAAAGAGUUAUGUCUUGGUGAUUUACCUCAUGGAUCUCUAUUCAGCCUGAAGUUACUUGAGGUUGACUCUUGUUAUAACUGGGGGAACAUACUUUUACCAUCAAAAUUGUCGCAGAGAGUAUCAAAUCUGGAAACGCUAAUUUGUAAUGGUGUUGAUGGAAUCGAAUAUGUAUUUGGAUGCGAUAGCUUUAGGCUGGAAAAUUCAAAAUUGAGAGACCUGUCAUUGAGGAGUUUAGAUGCAGUAAGAAGCAUAUGUGAUGGUCCUGCUCCACCUGCAAUGUUCCAGACUCUUAAAAUUUUGUCCAUUGAACAAUGCAGCUUUGUGGGAAGUCUUUUCUCCUAUGAGGCAGCUCAAUAUCUUUUUCAAUUGGAAGACCUUUCGGUUGGCAGUUGCCUUUUAUUGGAAAGAAUUAUUGAAGCAAACAAGGAGACAAUGAACACGAGGAAGACCGUUUUUCCAAAAUUGAAGAACUUAGUUUUGAUGAGACUUCCUAUGCUGUACCGUGGAUGUGCUACUAUUGAUUUUGAGUGUCCCUUACUAGAAUGCUUGUAUUUGAAGGACUGCUCCCAGUUUUCAUCUUCAACCUCUGCUUCUGACUUCCACAGUAGGAAAAAUGUCAAGUUCAAUGAUGAGCAACACUACCUGUCUCUAUUGGAGAGGUAA